AAAAUUCAAGAGCAACUCAGCCAAGCCAAGCCGAAGCCGCAAAGCAACCUGAACCUUGUUGAUUUGUGCUUACAGAAAGUUCUCGUGUUCAAAAGUAGGCGUUCUCGAUUCUUAGCUCAAGCUGAACUCAUCAGUUACAAAAUGGCAAGUGAUUUGUUCAACGGUCUGUUUUGGCUUCUCGUCCUCAUCUUCCUCUCUUUCUGGGUAGCAAGUAUCUGUUUCCCAUUCUACGUCAUCGUCAGUGUCCUCGUCCCAUGUAUUCCUGGGCUCAAGAGUGUCUCCGACCUCCUAUUGGCUGGCGUCAUGUUUCCGUUCAAGUGCUCAGACAACAUGGUCAACCGGCGAUCCUACGACUCCAUCUAAUCGGUUCAUAUUCAGAGCAAAUGGUGAAGAUUACAAUGAGCAAUGAACAGGAUCUUGGGCCUUUAUCUUGACAGGUUUUAUACUCAUAUACUAAGUCCUUGUUGAAUUUAAUUCCUUAGUAUUAUUUUAUCAGUAGAAUAUUCAUUUAGUUUGAGAUUUAAUAGAAGAUGCAAAAAAUUAACCUCUAAGAUUUUUAUUGAUUCGUAAGAAUAAGUCUGAUAAUGUGAUACCUACGGUGUCUAGAAUUUAUUUUCAAAGCAUUUAUUUUAGUCAAGUUCUAUUCUGUUUAGUGUUUCUAUUCAGGGCAUUUUAUAUGCUCGAUAUAUUUUUUUGUUAUAAUGGUUCAGUUUUAUUGUUAUUUUUUAUUCUUAGUUUUAUUCUAAAAAGUUAUAGAUUUAACUAUCUAAAUAUAAUUUUUUUCACUCAAAAUGCAUAAUUAUCAUGAAGUCAAUUCACAAUGUAUUUACAUUUAUUUCAUCAUGUUAAGAUCAAAUCAGAAAGUAUUUUUGUAGUAUUUAUUAAGUAGUUUAAACACUGUUUUGUAUAGAUCGCUUUUUUAGAAAUGUACCGUUUGAUAUUAUUAAGUAAUUUAUAUGGUACAGAUCGUCUUGUUGAAAACAACUAUUCCACACUUUAGGGGAGGAGAAACCUAGGUCAUCUUGGUAGAAAGAAAAUUUAGUACAGUAGACUCCCGAUUCCAUGAUUAUGAGUAGCUGAGGGAUCAUGGAUAACCAAAAUCGUAGAUGAUGCAAACCUAACCAGAAAUGUCCGGGAAAUAACUCAACUUUGAAUGCAUCGUCUAUCUUUAAUACAGGGUUUAAUUGUAAUACUAACAAGUUUUAAAUCCAGUUUAGAUGCCUUUUAAAUUUGUUUUAUUAACCUAUCUUUACAAAAGAGAUUUAAAUAUUUAAAAAAACACUUAUCCUCAUUGGUUAUGUAAUUAGUGACUCGUGGUUGUAAUCGGUAAAAUCACUCUAUAGUCUACCUGCGAGAUGAUGGACCUCCUCAAGCUAAGCGUCUUGGUCGUCGCUGUAUUUAGUACAUUUAACUUGUUUAUAUUUUUUAUUUAAUUUUUUUGUGAUCACGGAUAAUCCGCAGCGUGGUUAUCCAUUCGUAGAUGAUCAGGAAUCUACUGUAGUGGUUUUGCUAUUAAUCAGUGUGAAAAACUUAAAAACUACUCCAUUAAAAUUUAAAUUACACUGUUUGGGUUUCAUUUGUUAUGAUGGGUGCAAGCUAAACAGAAUGGUAAGCAAGACUAAUGUUUCAGGAAAGCGGUUAUAGUUCGUAUGCUACCGAGAAUUGCCGAGUCAAGUAGUUGGAAUGUGGUUUGUUUGUACGAUUCUUACAAACAUGCAUAUUUUACAAGGUGAUCUGUACUCUUUUCUACAAUAUUUUUUAAAUGUUUUCUCUGUGUUCAUUAAUUGAUAACUCAAUUGUAUGUUAAGUUUAACAAAUAUAUAUCACAUAGUAUUUAAGCAUCCUAAAUGGUUUAAAGUCAAUACAAAAUCUAAAUAGUUUGUAGAAAUUGAGUAAAAGCAAAAAAAGAUCUUGCUCUUAGAACUGAUUUAUAAAAAUGUUAUCAUUGGUGAAGUUCAUUGUAAAAUGUAAGUAUUUUUUUGUAAUGUAGAUUUUCCAGAAACAUUGGUGCUCUGUCAAGACGAUAGAUGUUAACACUAAGUUUGUAGUGCCUUAUGAAGCUUUACUUAUGUUAGUUUUAAGAUUUAGUACAAAUACAUGUAUUCUUGUAUAAUCCAGUUUAUACUCACAUUUUGUACUUAGCUAUAUUUUACUAAUGUUUUGAAUAUUUUUGUAUCUAUGAAUAAAUAUUUUGCUACUA
Messenger RNA from Macrosteles quadrilineatus (aster leafhopper), 2200 nucleotides. RefSeq lists its product as uncharacterized. The coding region runs from base 142 to 363 and encodes 73 amino acids. The transcript is spliced from 3 exons. The record is from RefSeq and is a predicted model, not a curated record. NCBI's taxonomy places the organism in Eukaryota, Metazoa, Arthropoda, Insecta, Hemiptera, Cicadellidae.